Cucurbita maxima (winter squash) is the source of this 3496-nucleotide messenger RNA. RefSeq names its product methionine S-methyltransferase-like. Gene Ontology annotation, biological process: biosynthetic process. Lineage: Eukaryota; Viridiplantae; Streptophyta; Magnoliopsida; Cucurbitales; Cucurbitaceae. Gene Ontology annotation, molecular function: methyltransferase activity; pyridoxal phosphate binding. The coding region runs from base 100 to 3354 and encodes 1084 amino acids. The record is from RefSeq and is a predicted model, not a curated record. The transcript is spliced from 12 exons.
AUAACAAACAGCCCCGUUUCUUCGUUAUUAUUCGUUCCCUUUCAUUGUCUCUCCCAUAUUCUGCUUCUCUCUCCGAUUCUCUGCUUCUUCCUCAAUCCAAUGGCGUCGGUGUUGGAUUCCGUUGAUGAUUUCUUAAGCCGUUGUCAGCAGUCCGGUGAUGUCGCCUAUGCCGCGCUCCGUUCCGUUCUCGACCGGCUUGAGGAUCCCGCUACCAGAGUCCGAGCUCGUGUUUUCCUUGCCGAUGUUCAGAGGCGUUUUCCUACCAAGGAUGAUUGUGACCGGUGCUUCUCCACCUACCAUUUCCGGAUCGAGGAUAUCUUUCUCGACCAAUACGAAGGUUACCGGGGGAGGAAGAAAUUGACGUCAAUGGUAAUCCCUAGCAUUUUUGUCCCAGAAGACUGGUCAUUUACUUUUUUUGAGGGAUUGAAUAGACAUCCAGACUCCAUCUUUAAAGAUCGAACGGUGGCGGAACUUGGUUGUGGAAAUGGGUGGAUAUCCAUCGCCAUUGCUGAGAAAUGGUUACCUUUGAAGGUCUAUGGCCUUGACAUCAACCCGCGAGCAGUAAAGAUUUCUUGGAUUAAUCUAUAUUUAAAUGCAUUGGAUGAGAAGGGUCAGCCCAUUUUUGAUGGUGAGAAGAAAACCCUUUUGGAUAGAGUAGAGUUCUACGAAUCUGAUCUGCUGGCCUAUUGUAGAGACAAUGACAUCCAACUUGAGCGAAUUGUUGGAUGCAUUCCUCAGAUUCUUAACCCAAAUCCAGAUGCUAUGUCCAAGAUGAUUACAGAAAAUGCAAGUGAGGAGUUUUUGUACUCGUUGAGUAACUAUUGUGCACUUCAGGGUUUUGUUGAAGAUCAGUUUGGAUUAGGUCUGAUCGCAAGGGCAGUAGAGGAAGGAAUAAGUGUCAUCAAACCGAUGGGGAUUAUGAUCUUCAAUAUGGGAGGUCGUCCUGGACAAGGUGUUUGCAAGCGCUUAUUUGAACGCCGUGGCUUCCGCAUUACCAGGCUUUGGCAGACAAAAAUUCUUCAGGCUGCCGACACUGACAUCUCUGCCUUGGUUGAAAUUGAGAAAAAUAGUCCACAUCGCUUUGAGUUUUUUAUGGGACUUGCAGGGGAUCAGCCUAUCUGUGCUCGAACAGCAUGGGCUUAUGGGAAGGCUGGUGGUCGCAUCUCUCAUGCACUAUCAGUUUAUAGCUGCCAACUCCGUCAGCCAAAUCAGGUUAAGACAAUAUUUGAUUUUCUUAAGAGUGGAUUCCAAGAAAUCAGCAGUUCAUUAGAUUUAUCAUUUCAAGAUGAUUCCGUUGCUGAUGAGAAGAUUCCAUUCCUAGCUUAUCUUGCCAGCAUAUUGAAAGAAAGUGCAUCUUUUCCAUAUGAGCCACCUGCUGGGAGUUUGCGUUUUCGAAACCUUAUUGCUGGGUUUAUGAAAACAUACCACAAAAUACCGCUCACUGCUGGAAAUGUUGUGGUCUUUCCUUCAAGGUCUGUGGCCAUUGAGAAUGCUCUUCGCUUGUUCUCCCCUCGACUUGCCAUUGUGGAUGAGCAUCUAACCCGGCACCUACCGAGGCAAUGGUUAACUUCGCUCAAUAUUGAGACAGGAAUUGAUCGUGCAGCAGAUGAUGUACUUACUGUUAUUGAGGCCCCAAGCCAGUCAGAUUUAAUGAUCGAAUUGAUAAAGAUGCUGAAACCUCAAGUGGUGGUGACUGGGAUGGCUCAUUUUGAAGCUGUUACUAGCUCAGCUUUUGUGCACCUUUUGGAUGUUACGAGAGAAAUAGGUUCCCGUCUUUUCUUAGAUAUAUCUGACCAUUUUGAACUAUCCAGUCUUCCAAGUUCCAAUGGAGUCCUAAAGUAUCUAGCAGCAAAGUCUCUUCCUUCUCAUGCAGCUAUUGUGUGCGGCCUGGUGAAAAAUCAGGUAUACAAGGAUUUAGAAGUGGCUUUUGUUAUUUCUGAAGAAGAAGCCAUUUUUAAGGCCUUGUCCAAGACUGUCGAAUUGUUAGAAGGGAACACCGCGCCCAUAAAUCAAUAUUAUUAUGGCUGUCUUUUUCAUGAGCUACUUGCUUUUCAGCUCGCAGACCGUCAUCUACCUGCACAGAGAGAAUGUGACAGAAGUGCAAGUUCAACAGACAUAAUUGGGUUUUCCAGUUCUGCCAUCUCAGUUCUCAAUAAUGCUGAGUUGUCGAUUAACCAGACUGAGAAUUCGUUCCUGAUUCACAUGGAUGUUGAUCAGAACUUCUUGCCUACACCAAUUCCAGUCAAAGCUGCUAUCUUUGAAAGCUUUUCAAGACAGAACAUGUCAGAGUCAGAAAUAGAUGUCACCACUAGCAUCAAGCAAUUUGUCAAAAGCAAUUACGGAUUCCCUACUGAAAACAACACAGACUUUACAUAUGCUGACAGCGCAUUGACAUUGUUUAAUAAGAUGGUUCUCUGUUGCAUCCAAGAAGGUGGAACACUGUGUUUUCCAGUUGGGACUAAUGGAAACUAUGUUUACAGUGCCAAGUUUUUGAAGGCAAAAAUUGUAAAUAUACCUACCAAAUCUGACGAUAGAUUCAAGCUAACAGAGGACGCACUUAAUCAAGUACUCAAUAAUGUGAAGAACCCAUGGGUAUACAUAUCUGGACCAACAAUUAACCCAACUGGUCUGCUUUAUGACCAGAAAGAAAUAGAGAAUUUGUUAACUACUUGUGCUAAAUUUGGGGCUAGGGUUAUCAUUGAUACUUCAUUUUCAGGAUUGGAAUUUGACUAUGAGGGUUGGGGUGGCUGGAAUCUGGAAAGAGUUUUAUCGAGGCUUUGCCCAUCUAGCAGUCCAUUUUCUGUAUGCCUGCUUGGAGGAUUGUCACCAAUGAUGCUAACGGGUGCUCUCAAAUUUGGUUUCCUGGUUUUGAACCAACCGCCUUUGAUUGACUUAUUCCAUAGCUUCUCAGGAUUAACUGGACCUCAUAGCACAGUGAAAUAUGCUAUAAAGAAGUUGCUAGGACUAAGAGAGCAGAAAUCAGGAGACAUGUGGGAUGCUGUAACCAGACAGAUUAUGGACCUGAGAACUAGAUCCAGGCGUCUGAAAGAGACACUUGAGAGCAAUGGAUGGGAUGUGCUGGAGCCCCAUGCUGGUGUCUCCAUGGUGGCCAAGCCAUCUCUUUAUAUGAACAAGACAAUCAGACUGAAGAACGCGGUUGAUUAUGAAGCAAAGCUCGACGAUUCAAAUAUCAGAGAAGCCAUUCUUAAGGCCACUGGUUUGUGCAUUAACAGCAGCUCAUGGACAGGAAUUCCUGGAUACUGUCGGUUCACAAUAGCAUUGGAGGAAAGUGAAUUUCAGAAGGCUCUCGAUUGUUUUGCUGAGUUCAAAAGAAUUGCCUGCUCCUCCUCGUAAGUGCUCUUUCUAUUGCACUUUCAUGUUUCCUUUUGCAUGUUGUCCGUUCUUUGAGUUGAUGAUUACGACACUAAAAACGACAGUUAUUUGUGCUUAAGUCUUUCCAUAUAUCAAUGAAAGGCCCCUUCUUAUUUCACUACUA